Messenger RNA from Mauremys reevesii (Reeves's turtle), 1516 nucleotides. Its product is annotated as bone morphogenetic protein 2-like. The transcript is spliced from 5 exons. Gene Ontology annotation, biological process: SMAD protein signal transduction. Bases 1 to 1182 code for a protein of 393 amino acids. The record is from RefSeq and is a predicted model, not a curated record. NCBI's taxonomy places the organism in Eukaryota, Metazoa, Chordata, Testudines, Geoemydidae. Gene Ontology annotation, cellular component: extracellular region. Gene Ontology annotation, molecular function: growth factor activity; cytokine activity.
AUGCAGGGGGACUGGAAGAGGAAAGCCAUGCUGAGACUCCUGUUGCUGCUACUUCUUGCCAGGCUGCAAAGCUGCAAUCCCAGACCCCCCAGUGUCCUUCCAGAGGAGGAUUCAGAAGACAUGAGAACAGAGGCUCUUCGAAGGCUUUUGGAAGUAUUUGGCAUAGAAGACCCUCCCCGCUCUCCCCACCAUAUCAAGCAGCCUCCCCAGUACAUGGUGGACCUGUACAACACGGUAGCAGGAGCUGAUGGCAUCACUAAAGACCCUGACAUCUUGGAGGGAAACACCGUCCGCAGCUUCUUGGAUAAAACUCACAGUGAUGAGAUGCAUUUCCUGUUCAUCCUAUCGAGUGUGGCUAAGAACGAGAGGAUCCUGACAGCAGAGCUGCAUCUCUUCAGACUGCGGACUAAGGUGGCUGAGGGACCUUUCUACAAGAGACAUCACUUCUGCCAGGUGAGUGUCUAUCAAGUCCUGGACAAGAACAAACUGGAUUCCUUUGAAGGGAAGAAGCUGCUGGCAGCCAGACUUAUCGCUUUGCAGGGCUCUGGCUGGGAGGUGUUUGGCAUCACACAAGCUGUUCGUGACUGGAUGGAAGAGGACAGCAGUAACCACGGCCUGCUGGUGACUGUCCGCGGCUUGGGGAGUGCUCCGGUGGAUCCCAGCACGGUGCGAUUUGCAUCAGGAAGAGAUCACCACGAAAGCAAGAAGCCCAUGCUGGUUCUGUUCACUGAUGAUGGGAGACGAGGAGCUGCUCUGCCCAUCAGCAGCCUCCCAGACUUGAGCCCUCAGACUCCAGACCUCCCAGCUGCAUCGCUGGCACCAGAAGUGAGCGGGGCGCGGAAUGCCCGCUCGCUGGAUCAGAUCCUGCCAUGCCAGAGACAACUCCUCUCCGUGGACUUUGAGGAAAUCGGCUGGUCAGGAUGGAUCAUCUCCCCGAAAAGCUACAACGCGUAUCAUUGUAAAGGAUCCUGUCCCUUCCCCCUGGGCGAGAACAUGAGACCAACGAACCACGCCACAGUGCAGUCCAUCAUCAACGCCCUUAAACUGAGCCAGGGCGUCAGCAGCCCCUGCUGUGUCCCAGACAAACUCUUCUCCAUCAACCUCCUCUACUUUGAUGAUGAUGAGAACGUUGUCCUUAAACAAUACGAUGACAUGGUGGCUGGGAGCUGUGGCUGCCACUGAUGCCUGUCCCAUAGGAAGAGCAGGAAUGGGUCAGGGCAACGAGGAACCUCCCUCCCUCAGUUGUAAACACGUCUGCUCCCAGGAACCAACCCUCCCAGAGCCACUCACCAGCGGGAGCCUAUGCUGUGCUGCCCACUCAGGCUAGAGGUACCUGCAUUUUCACCACACUUCCAAGAAUCUCUGUCCUGCGAGAAAUCCACAUCUCCAGCUGCCACCACUUGGCUCAGUGGGGCAAUUACACCAAAACGGCACCUAACUUGUCUAAAGCACCUGGGAAAUGCUUUGAUUAAAGACAAGCAGCCUACGCCUGGGAUGCCUUUGUGUGCCCCUCGUC